AUGUUUUAUCAUUUGUAGGUACAUAAUGGAUCUAUAUUUAAUGAAAUAAUGAAAACGCCGUGGAGCAUAAAGAAUCAGGCAGAAUGUGUAAGCAGCCUUGGAAGUUCGGCAUUUUCAACAGAUGGUGGUUUAUAUUGCAAUGCAACCUGGGAUACAAUACUGUGUUGGCCUGCUGCGCGAGCUGGCUCCACAAUCAGACUACCUUGUCCGCCUCUUCCAGGGUUAGAUCCUGAGAAGUUUGGGUACAGAACAUGUGGACCAGAGGGAUUAUGGGAGGGAAAAUUCCCCGGGGACUACAGUUUACCAAGGGGCUAUACAAAUUAUACGGAUUGUUAUACACCGGAAACGUUGGACCUAUACAAGCGCUUCUUCUCCUCUAAAACAGCAGCUCAAAAACAGAUGAUGAAGGACGUGAUAAAUGGAAUAAGGACGAUGGAUGUUGUCGGCCUUUGGUUGUCUCUCAUAUCAUCUUUACUGUCCCUCUUCAUCUUCAGUUAUUUUAGAAGUCUCCGCUGCCAUCGAACACGCAUACAUCGAAAUUUAUUUCUUGCCAUCAUCGUUCAAGUUUUCAUCCGUCUUAUUGUUUAUGUUGAUCAGUUUGUUGCUCGAAUACAAGGUGGGGAAAUUGCUGGUACCUCAACUGGAAUGAGUGGUGCUAUAUAUGACACACCUGUUCUAUGUGAAGUGUUGCACGCAUUAUUAGAAUAUACAAAGACAGUGCAGUUUAUGUGGAUGUUGAUUGAGGGCAUGUACUUGCACAACCAAAUUGCAGUUUCUGUCUUCUCAAAGAAACCUAACUAUCAGAUAUUUUAUGCAAUGGGAUGGGGUGCUCCUAUACCGGUGACAGUUGCAUGGUGUAUUGUCAUGGCGUGUUAUCUAAAAUCAAAAUGUUGGUAUCCAUAUUAUUUCUCGCCCUAUAUUUGGAUCAUUGAAGCUCCCCGUGUCGGUGUUAUUGUUGUAAAUUUGUUAUUUCUGUUAAACAUCAUACGUGUGCUUGUGCUAAAACUACAAGAUAGUCGUCAUGCGAACGAGGCUCAAUAUGUUAAAGUCAGGAAAGCGAUCAAGGCAGCGUUAUUUCUGUUACCAUUGUUGGGUAUCACAAACUUUGUUGUGAUGAUUGAGAGUCCUACAGAAGCUAUUGCGUUCGCCAUUUGGUCAUAUAUCUCACAUUUCCUAGUGUCUUUUCAAGGCUUCCUUAUCUCUUUAUUGUACUGCUUUCUAAAUGGCGAGGUACAACAUACCUUGAAAAAGCGAUGGGAUCGUUGUCGCCAGCGACGUAUGGUCCAUAAUUCCAGUUUUCGGCGAUUGAGCCGGUCCUUUUCUGUGUUUACGUCUGUUACAGAGGUACCUCAUACCACGAAUCAGGUACGAGGACAAGCAUCAACGUCAACACAGUAUAACGGAAAUGCUGUUCCAUUAUUAAGAAGUAUUAUAUCGCGACAAGGACAAGAAUCAGGUGUUUAAAGUUGAUAACAAGUUUAAAAUCGCGCCAAGGACAAUAAUCGUUUAAAGUUGAAAACAAGUUUAAAAUCGCACCAAGGACAUGAAUCAUGCGUUUAAAGCGUUUUAAAAGUUUAUAACAACUUUAAAAUCGCAACAAGGACAAGAAUCAGGCGUUUAAAGCGUUUUUAAAGUUGAAAACAAGUUUAAAAUCGCGCCAAGGACAAGAAUCAUGCGUUUAAAGCGUUUUUAAAGUUGAAUACAAAUUUAAAAUCGCGACAAGGACAAGAAUCAGGCGUUUAAAAUCGAUAACAAGACUAGUUUAAAAUCACGCCAAGGACAAGAAUCCAGUGUUUUAUGUUGAUAAUAGUUUAAAAUCGCGCCAAGGAUAAGCAUCAGGCGUUUAAAGUUGAUAAGAUUCAAAAUUGCGACAUGGACAAGAAUCAGGCGUAUGAAAUUGGUAACAAGUUUAAAACCGCGCCAGGGACAAGAAUCAGGCCUACAACGUUUAAAACAUACGUGUGAAGAAGAAGAAACAGGCGUGUAACGUUUGAAAAAUGAAAUAAAAAUGGGAGAUUCUUCAGCAUUAAUAUGACAACCUGCAUUAUGAUUUUUAUUACGUCAUGAAAACUGCAAAGUAAAAAGCAUGGUAAUACGUUUUUGAGUUCUGCUAUAAUCAAUACAACGUAAAUAUAAAACAAAAGAGUUUUUGCUUUGUAAGAAUCGCACAAUUUUUCACCAUUCAAAAUCAUUUAGUCUUACGAAUUACAAAUAGAUUAUAUGAAUACUAACUUCCUUUAGCGUAGUUAUUCCAAAGGGAAUGUUCAACGGGUGUAAGGUGGUAAUUUCACAAAGGUUUUCUAGUGUUUUGUUGUCAGCUCGCUUUUAUUACAGCUACCGUUAUUUAUUCGUCCAUCUUGUGUUCAUGACUUGCUUUCCAAAGACAAUAUCUUUUUUUUAUAUAAAUUAUCUAUGACGGGUUAAUUCCGUAUGUUUGUAAUGUGAAACAUUUUGCCCUCACUGUCGUUGCAUCAGUAAAUAAGUGCAUGGGUUAAACUUUUGCACUUGUCAUUUUAAAUUAUUUUCACUGAAACGGGAAUUUAAAGUGCAGUUAUUUUGCGCAAAACAUGAGUUGUAUGCGUUUCGAAUGACCAAUCCUGAUUUUUAAAAUUGAAAACCACAUACUAUUACUUAGUCUACAAUUACAUGUGUAAAAUGAAAUACACAUUUUACAUAUUUAUGCAACUAUGUCCAUUUUCAACAAACUAUACAAAACAGGUACAUAGAAGUCAGGUAAAAAAACGGACAAUACAUUGUUGGCUGAAAUGUUUCGAAGUAAUUUCGUUGUACUUGAAAAAAUGCAUGGUCAAAAAUAUCUCAAUAUGUGUUGUUUUCCGUUGAAGCGUUGAAAAUUUUUUGCUGAGUCUAAAAUCAAAUAAAACUGCAUAUGUUAGAACCGUCUGUCAUCAAUGAGCUCAUCUGUCAUCAAUGAGCUCGGUACGUAUCAAGCACAGUUUAAGAUUUAGUGUAGUGAAGUUUUAAUACUUUUGUUCUAUUUCAUCUCAUCACAUUAAAUUCCGUUACUUUUAUUGUAUGUAACGUAUGCUUAAUAGCGUUUUGUUCUGGCGCUUCAUUUAUUUGUUUAUUUCUAAUUGUUUACUUCAUAUUUAGGACUAUUUUAUCAAGAGUUGCAUAUCUUAAAAAGAAUCAUAGCGUAGUAUUUUAGUAUACAGGUGAUGAAAAUAUCUCUGUGAAUAUUCAUUGCAAAAUAUCAAUAUUAACAGUUACAAACUACAGGCACCAUCAAAAUAUAUAGACAUUUCUUGCAUUCGUAUGCAUCCAGAGGUUAUAUAGUCCAAUAGAAAUUCCAAAACCGAACUAUAUCUGUCAAACUACUCGGGUUUUCAGUAAUUUUCAUUUGGUAAAUGCAAUACUUUUCCAUUAGCUCUAAAGAUCUAAAAUACGUAGACUAAAAUGUUUCUAACAAUUUAAUAAGUAAUUUCAGCGGAUUCUAUUUUUGUUUGAAAAAUUGUUAGCCAUUUGGAUUUAACGGAACAUCAACUGAAAUUUAUAUAAAAAAAGGUAGGAAAUUUGAUUAGUAUUUGAAAAUUUUCUUGGAAUAUUUCGAUUACCAAUUACAAUUACACGUGUUUUUUGUUUUUUUUUUUCAUUUGAUAGCUACUUCUGUAUGUUUCGGUGGAAACCCGAAUCAUAAUCCCGGUUAUUUUGAGACUAUAUGUUUUUGUUGUAUUUUUUCACUAGAUAAGCGAUAACUCGUACAAGAACAAUGACUUGAAUUUUAAAAUAAUAAGAGCGCAAUCUCAACAAAAACCACAAUCAUGACCAAUCAGAAAUUUUGUUAUGCGUAUGUACCCAAAAUAUCAAUAUAUAAUAGUACGACUAAGUUUUAUUAUGUAGCCAAAUUCUGAAAUAGGGCACUGGUUUUUAUAUGAACAGAAGAACCGUUUCCUUUCUUUCACUGUCAGUUAGUAUUUCAAAGUUGAUCAUGGUAUUUUAUGAGCAUUCAAAGAUUAAAACCUAUUGCGUUGCUUAAUGAAAUAUAAAAUAUCGAGUACAACUUUGUAGUCUUAUCAAACGCGGUUUUUAGUAUUUCUUUAGAUAUGUUCAUGAUUAAUUUUUGCAUUCAGUAUGGUCAGGUAGGCUAGGUAAUGAUCAGAUACUGAUGUAAGAUGAAACGUUAUAUUUGUAUUAGACGAAAUGUAAGACAAAAAGGAUAACAUUGUUACAAAUAUGUUAUUGUAAGUACCGUAGGUUUUGAUUGAUCUGUACAACUAUUUCAUUUCUUUUACGUUUUUAGUUUUCUGUCAAUUUUAUAUUUUCCUUAAUUCUUGAGAUCAAUAAUAAAACUCAU
Molecule: messenger RNA, 4312 nt
Organism: Mercenaria mercenaria
Lineage: Eukaryota; Metazoa; Mollusca; Bivalvia; Venerida; Veneridae
Product: PDF receptor-like
Exons: 12
Coding region: 49-1464 (471 amino acids)
Biological process (GO): adenylate cyclase-modulating G protein-coupled receptor signaling pathway; cell surface receptor signaling pathway
Cellular component (GO): plasma membrane
Molecular function (GO): G protein-coupled peptide receptor activity
Source: RefSeq, a predicted model, not a curated record